Talpa occidentalis (Iberian mole) is the source of this 4374-nucleotide messenger RNA. It is a transcript of the gene PRKCI, whose product is annotated as protein kinase C iota. The record is from RefSeq and is a predicted model, not a curated record. Bases 43 to 1833 code for a protein of 596 amino acids. Gene Ontology annotation, molecular function: protein binding; ATP binding; diacylglycerol-dependent serine/threonine kinase activity. Lineage: Eukaryota; Metazoa; Chordata; Mammalia; Eulipotyphla; Talpidae. Gene Ontology annotation, biological process: protein phosphorylation. The transcript is spliced from 18 exons.
CCGCACCCGCGGCCUCGGGCGUUGAGGCGGGGGAGCGAGGAGAUGCCGACCCAGAGGGACAGCGGUACCAUGUCCCACCCGGUCGCGGGCGGCGGCGGCGGGGACCACGCUCACCAGGUCCGGGUGAAAGCCUACUACCGCGGGGAUAUCAUGAUAACACAUUUUGAGCCUUCAAUCUCCUUUGAGGGCCUUUGCAAUGAGGUUCGAGACAUGUGUUCUUUUGACAACGAACAGCUUUUCACCAUGAAAUGGAUAGAUGAGGAAGGAGACCCAUGUACAGUAUCAUCUCAGUUGGAAUUAGAAGAAGCUUUUAGACUUUAUGAGCUAAACAAGGACUCUGAGCUCUUGAUUCAUGUAUUCCCUUGUGUACCAGAACGUCCUGGAAUGCCCUGUCCAGGAGAAGAUAAAUCCAUUUACCGAAGAGGUGCAAGGCGCUGGAGAAAGCUUUAUUGUGCAAAUGGUCACACUUUUCAAGCCAAGCGCUUCAACAGGCGUGCUCACUGUGCCAUCUGCACGGACCGAAUCUGGGGACUUGGACGCCAGGGAUAUAAGUGCAUCAACUGCAAACUCCUGGUUCAUAAGAAGUGCCACAAACUUGUCACAAUUGAAUGUGGGCGGCAUACUUUGCAACCAGAACCGCUCAUGACCAUAGAUCAGUCAUCCAUGCAUUCAGAACAUGCACAAACAGUAAUUCCAUAUAAUCCUUCAAGUCAUGAGAGUUUGGACCAAGUUGGUGAAGAAAAGGAGGCAAUGAACACAAGGGAAAGUGGCAAAGCUUCUUCCAGUUUAGGUCUUCAGGAUUUUGAUUUACUCCGGGUAAUAGGAAGAGGAAGUUAUGCCAAAGUACUAUUGGUACGAUUGAAAAAAACAGAUCGUAUUUAUGCAAUGAAAGUUGUGAAAAAAGAACUUGUCAAUGAUGAUGAGGAUAUUGAUUGGGUACAGACAGAGAAGCAUGUUUUUGAGCAAGCAUCCAAUCAUCCUUUUCUUGUUGGGCUGCAUUCUUGUUUUCAGACGGAAAGUAGAUUGUUCUUCGUUAUAGAAUAUGUAAAUGGAGGAGAUUUAAUGUUUCAUAUGCAGCGACAAAGAAAACUUCCGGAAGAACAUGCCAGAUUUUACUCUGCAGAAAUCAGUCUAGCAUUAAAUUACCUUCAUGAACGAGGGAUAAUUUAUAGAGAUUUGAAAUUGGACAAUGUAUUGCUGGACUCUGAAGGACACAUUAAACUUACUGACUACGGCAUGUGUAAGGAAGGAUUACGGCCAGGAGAUACAACCAGCACUUUCUGUGGUACUCCCAAUUACAUUGCUCCAGAAAUUUUAAGAGGAGAAGACUAUGGUUUCAGUGUUGACUGGUGGGCUCUUGGAGUACUAAUGUUUGAGAUGAUGGCAGGAAGGUCUCCAUUUGAUAUUGUUGGGAGCUCUGAUAAUCCUGAUCAAAACACAGAGGAUUAUCUCUUCCAAGUUAUUUUGGAAAAACAAAUUCGCAUACCACGUUCACUGUCUGUAAAAGCUGCAAGUGUCCUGAAGAGUUUUCUCAACAAGGACCCAAAGGAACGGUUGGGUUGUCAUCCUCAAACAGGAUUUGCUGAUAUUCAGGGACACCCAUUUUUCCGAAAUGUUGAUUGGGAUAUGAUGGAGCAAAAGCAGGUGGUACCUCCCUUUAAACCAAAUAUUUCUGGGGAAUUUGGUUUGGACAACUUUGAUUCUCAGUUUACUAAUGAACCUGUCCAGCUCACUCCAGAUGAUGAUGACAUUGUGAGGAAGAUUGAUCAGUCUGAAUUUGAAGGUUUUGAGUAUAUCAAUCCUCUUUUGAUGUCUGCAGAAGAAUGUGUUUGAUCCUCAUUUCUCAACUUUGCAUUUUGCUGUGUUGCUCUUUAAUGCAUGGAUAAAGUUUCCAGCCUGGAUACAGUGAACCAUUUUAUAUUUGCCAUCAACCAAAAAACGCUCAUUAUUAUCUUCUGUUGUUAACUAAAUGAGUCAGUUAUUACAUUUGCAUUUAACUAUAAAAAAAGUUGAAACUAGUUUCCAGACAACUGUGUCAAAAAAUAGUUACACUGGUAAUCUAGCAGCCUACUGAUGAGUAACGAAAGUGUCUCUUUAAAAGAAAUUCUUACCACUGCUUAAAAAAGGGUAUCUGUUGCUUUAAGUGGGAUUACAUCAUAAACCUCAUGAUUUUUGUUAUUCUUUGUUAAGUCAUUUAAGUAAAUUAAGUCAUUUAAUUGGCUUUUACUUUUGGAAUAAAAGGUUAACUCAAAAUAUAACAACUUGUCUUAUCACCUAUAGUUUGAGUUCUUUGUGUUUAAAAAUUCAGCAAUAAUAAUUUUAUUGUCUUGAAUCGUUAAAUUAAUGGUUAAGACAACAGUUAUUAAACCAAUUGGUACUAAAAGGUGUUGUUUGCUUAGAAUGAAGAAAUACAGAUUCCCUUUGAGGGAAAACACAGGUUUUUGUUUGUUUGUUUGUUUGUUUAAAUUGCUUUCAUCAUCAGCUGUUUUUGAAAAACUGAUGUGAUUUAUGCGUAUAUUAAAGGGUUAGCUUCUGAGUUUGUCCCUUCAGCCAGAACUUUAACUAGGGUGUUUGUAGUUUAGAGAACCCAGGAUGCAGUUGAAUGGAAUAUUUCUCAGUAGAUAGAAAGGAAAAAAUAGAAAUUUGAAAUAGACACAGAAAAAUGAAAUGGUAAUAUUUAUUUCCUCAAAUGGAAACUCCACAGUUGCUUUUUGCGAUUUGACUUAAAUAAUAAGGAAGCAUUUACUUGUUUUCAAACUUGUAAGCUCAUUCCAAUUAUCCAGUGGAGACAAAAUGUAUACUAUUUUUUUCCUUAAAAUUUAGUUUUGAGAAAAUAAUUUAUCUUCCAAAUAGUGUCUUAAUUAAACUCAUUUCUAUCCCAAAGCCAUGUUAUCCAUGUUUUUUGGACCUAGUUUGUAGGUUGUUAAAUGAAGUCCAAGAAAAAUAAUAAAAAUGAAUAAAUGUUCAGGACACACACAUGUUCUCAUACACAUCACAGUUUUAGCUCCUUAUGUGAGUUUUUAAGUACGUAACAUGUAAUACAGAAUGGAAUACAUUUCAGGGGCAGAGUUCUUCAUAUUAUUUUUAUUAAUAUUAAUGUUUAGCAAUGUUUAUUAUUUAAAGAUAUCAGAGAUAGCAUCCUUUUUAAAAUAUUUUUUUAUAAGAAAGAACUUAACCAUGAUCAUUUAAAUUACUCACAAUUAUCCAAUCUUCAUAAAAUUUCAAUUUUAGGAAACUAUUUAGUCUUAAAUUUAAGAUGUUUUAAAAUUUAUAGGCAUUUUAUAAUUUUUCUUUUUUAAAGGAUACUACAUUUCAUUAGAAAUGUAGUUUUUCCAAAGUUUCUGGCCAUAUACUCUUUUCCUCAUCUAUCUAAGUCUGAAAGCUAUGAAAACCUCAGUGGAAAAUGUUUGAAUAUAUUCACAUGUUGAAGAGAUACAUGUUUCUCUUAAUACCUGACGUUUCUUUUAAAACAAAAAUCAGUAUUCACUUCAAGUCAUAAACUUGUAGAAAACUCUGAUAUCUAUAUCAGGAAUAUAUUUAUGAUCUUGCUUUCAAGUGGUGCUGUUUCCCUAAGACAUUAGUUCUCAAAUUUUAGAAUAGGAAAUAACCACAGAGCAAGUUUGUUUAAAAUGCACAUUUACUGGGCCCACCCAGUUACAAGACCUUAUUUUAAGAAACACUUUGUUAAAGUUACUCUUAUUUUGUCCAGUAUUUUAUUUUGUUAAAUAUUCAAGAGUAUUCAUGAUUAAAUAUUUUGAGAUGGGGUAGGCAGUGAGUUACUGUCAUCUACAAAUUUUAACAUAAAUUUUGAAUGAAUUGCUUUAAGUUAGACAUGUUCUCCAAAAAUUCAAUCAGAACAAGAAGUCCAUCAAUUUGCUACCGGUAAUGUUAGAAAUGUUGAGCAUUUUUCUACGAUGAGGUUUUAGCCACUAUUCAAGGAGUCUUUGUUUUUAAAUCUUUUUUUAAGGUAGUAAAUUUACUGUAUAUGUUUUAUAUAGAAUUGGAUUACAAAUGUGUUUUUGUGUUCUGUUUUUUGUAGUUUUUAAGUGCCAUAUCAAGUCUUUUUAUAUUAUGUAAAAAUUCUCUAAAAAUACUCGCCAGGGGAUAAGGCAGUUGACAGAAUGGUUACUUUGCAUAAACAUGUAGUCAGAUCAUUGUAUGUAAAUGCAGCCUGAAUUGGCUAUCAGGUAUUAUGCUUAUUUAGUACCUGUACAUUUACUUUUAAAAUUUUGUUUUGCUUUGAUUUUUGUCAUGUAGAAAUACCACCAUGGUUAUAAUACAAUGUUUUUGUGUACCUGGUUUUGUUUUGUUUUUUUUUUUUUUACUUUAAAAUCUUUAAAUAAAAUGUUUAAUACUCAUCAGGAUUGAAACGUU